Molecule: messenger RNA, 3576 nt
Organism: Pomacea canaliculata
Lineage: Eukaryota; Metazoa; Mollusca; Gastropoda; Architaenioglossa; Ampullariidae
Product: zinc finger protein DZIP1L-like
Exons: 23
Coding region: 139-2739 (866 amino acids)
Biological process (GO): cilium assembly
Cellular component (GO): ciliary basal body; cytoplasm
Source: RefSeq, a predicted model, not a curated record
UUUGAGUUGACAACCGCGAAGCGAAAACUAUAAGAAGCUACAUUUCGUCCUUACUUCCAGGGAUCUUGGUGUUAUCAUCGACGCAUCAAUGUCUCAUGAAUCUCACAUCAAUGCAGUCUGUGUGUGGGUGUCAUCACCAUGGCAACACAGUAUUUGUUUUCACCACACCUUCCUCAAGGAGGCCAGCAUAUGCCAUAUCCACAUAACAAUGGCUACAAUUAUAUACCCAAAAAUGGUGGCUUUGCAUUUCGAAAACGGUUUGAACGUGUUGACUGGCGUAAGAUUGCUGCUGUCGAUGUGGAACAAAUUUCAAGAACUCUCGACUUUGCUGUUCUUCAAGAAAACAUUAUGAAUGUGACCUUUUGCAGUAUUGAGUCAGAGUUGGAUGUAAGGACAGUGGAUCCAAACUUCUUAAAGCUGUUCAAACUUGCCCAGCUUACUAUAGAAUAUUUAUUGUAUUCUCAAGAGUACUUGGCUGGUCUUUGUACUACCAUGGAAGAAAGAGCAAGGAAAACAGAAGAGGAACAAGACAAAGUGAAACAAGAAUUGGAGACUUUGAGAAAGGAGCUUGUAGAAGUAAAGCGAGAGAGUCAUAAACGUAAGAAGUUGCUGAUUGCACAACAACAGCUAAUGCAUGCGGGAGCUGGCAGUUAUAACAAGUGUCCAUAUUGUCCCAAAGCCUUCCUGAAUACCCCAUUUCUACAAGCACAUAUCUCAAGACGUCAUGGAUCUAAUGCUGGGUCUGUUUUGGGUUCGGGUGAUCCCUCCAAAGCAUCCAGCCCUGACCAAGGAGUGGGUGAUAGCAUCGCCAACAACCCUCAAAUGGAUGCUGAAUUAUGUCACAUCAAAGCAAGACUGCAUGCCACAGAAGCCCAGCUAGAAGAAGAGCGACGAAUGCUAGCAUCUCUUCGCAGCAAAGAGGACAAGAUUGGCCCAAUGAUGGCAGACAGGCUUGAAGCUGCAACAGAACAGCAAUCAGAACUACAUAGGCGUCAAAUAGAGGAAAUAAAAGAUGUGUUCCUCAGAGAACUUAAGGAGGUGAACGAAAAGUACGUGGCUUCUGAACAAGCCCUGAGAGAACUGGAAGAACGAUAUGGAGCAAAGCGAUCAUACCUUGGGGUGAUGCAAGAUGACGUGGAAGAAGAAAAAGAGUUGCUGCAGAAGCAGAGAGCUGAGGUGGCUGUACUUCGUGAACAGCUGAAAUACCAGUUGGAGACUGUGGAAGAAAAAGUGCAGGAGAAAAUGGAAAUGCAAAAAAAACACCGUCGGCAUCGGCCUAGACAUGCACCAUCACCCAGAGAAAAGAAAUUUCAGGAAAAUGAACCACAAGAGGUUGUAGAGAACCAAGUUUUGACUGUGAAUAUAAGACAGGAAAAGACUCCAGUAAAAACAGUUCUGGUACCAGAGCAACAGCAGAAUGCAAUCAGCAUGUAUCCAAGUGAUGAUAAUGAAAGUACUGCUUUAAAGUCAGGAACUAGUAGUUUAAGGACACCACGCAGCACACUUGGAUUUUCAGGAGGUAGUAGCCUAGGACUGCGAACAUCACAGUUCCUAGAGCAACUGCGCCAGAACCCAACCAUGGGCAUCAUGCGUGAUGAACUUGCUACUCUACUGGAUGAAAAAGUUGAAAAGUGUGGCAUCCCACAUGGAACAACAGGAAUCUCAGACCAGAUGCUGCAGAAUAAACUGGGCAUGCAGCACACUCAGCGCCAGUCCUACCUGCAGAGAUACCCUAACUUCCUGGAUCUCCGUGAACGCUUCAACAAAGAGGCUACUGAUCUGGCCUUGAAACAGCUGCACAGUGCAAUGCCAGCAGUACUACAGCCUGGGUCUGAUUCAUAUUUGUCCCGCUCCAUAGGUUUUCAAGAAAAUAGGCCUGCCAGAGUGAGUGGCCAGCUGGGAAGUGUUCACUCCAAAACAUCUGGCUACACUCCUCGUUCUGCCAGUGCCCCGUCUCCUCGUCAACAUACACCUAAAAACACUCCAGGGAUGAACCAGUCACGACCACAGCCACAGCCUCAGCCACGAGCAGCAUCUCCACACAAGACUACUUUGUCCACUGCAUCAACAACUGACUGGACCAGCACACAGUGGGAUUCGGAUGAAAGUGUAGAAGAUGUUAAUAUUUCAGGGGUGAAACCCUUUUCGCCUGUUGCCAAUGUCCGAUUAAUUCAAUCAGGACCCCGCCCUUCUCCACGUCACAGCAAGCAGCCAAUAGUCAUUCAGUCACGAUCUCUUCGUCACAAUGAUGAGGAUGAUAUUGAUGAUAUUCUUAAAUCAGAUGGAGAAGAUGCAUCCAAAACCUGGCAAGGUCAGUCACAGCCACAUCGUGCUCAGCUUUCAAAAACAACACCACAGUCUCAAGGUCAAAAUGUGGCUAACUUGAAACAUAUGAUAGAAGGCCAGCUGCAGGGACGGAAACAAGAGAAGCCAUUUGGUGGUGUGGACACUAUAUCAAGUAAAGGAUCCCAAAAGAAGGAUCAAGCUUACCUAGAGGAUUUUACUGAUGGUAGUGACUGGGAUGGGACAGAAGAGCCUGCUAGACCACCUACCAGGAGAGGUGGAGGAGGUGGGAAAGAAACAGAUGUAUCCAGCAACACUUAUGGGACAAGCCAGUGGGGGUCUUCCAAGGGAGCCAAUGCAGUGAAGCCUGAAGUUAGGAGGUCAACAUCGCGAAGUUCUUUUGUCAGCGUGACGGAUAUCAGCUCUGAUGAAGAUAUGAACAUCGAGAACAUCUAGGUGCAAGAUCUUUUACAGCCACAGCAGCUAUUGUAAACAGCAGUGUGCAUCCAAAUCCAGUAGUUAUAUUUAAAUAAAUAGUGUAACAAAUUGUGUUCUCUCUGUCAAAACAGCAUUUUCCUCCCUUGUUUCACAAGACCAAACUAAAGUAACUUGUUUGAUCUGUCAGUGUAACAAGGGGCUGUUGCAGAGUUACUGUGUAUGUGCUCAUAUGCAAGUGUGCAUCUGCACAUAGUGAUUCUAUUUUUGCUGUUUCCUCUUGCACUCUCUCCACCACCUCUGUGACCUAUGUUGAAGCUUAAGAAAUACAGUCACCUUGUGUCUUCAUUGCCAUUUUAAAAUAAUCUGUCCUUCCUUUCAUAUAAAGCACCAUAUUUUGUAUAAAGCAAUUAAGUUUUAAUGAACUCGUACAUUUAAGUGGCAGAUGAGCUGACCUGGGCAUCUAAGGCACUGAGAGAUGGCAAUGUUAGUUGCUGGAUGUUACCUAGACAUGGUAGAGACCUUACCAUCUGAUGCCUGUAAGCACCGAGUGAUGAUAAUGCAUUGCUAGAUGUUACCUUGUCAUGGUAGAAUACUUACCAUCUGAUUCCUGUAACUACAGUCUUCAGACACCUUGCAGGUCACGAAGGAAGGGAUGAUGCAGCUAUCUGGAACUGAAAUAGCUGGUAUCAGAGAGCAGUCUGCAGAGAGAAGCCUGUAAAAGCAGUGGUUUUUUGUCAGAUAACUGUAGGUGAAAUGAAGGACUCUGAUGCAUGCCUUGUGUCUGAGAGCUACAAACAUUACAGCACGCAGCCAGUCGGGACAGAUUAGGUCGAUAGUAAGGUGUCUGAUGCCUGU